AUGUGCAAGAAGUUUACUGAGAUUAUGACAAGUAAAUUCCAGAUGUCAAUGAUGGGAGAAAUGAGUUUCUUUCUGGGAUUACAAGUCAAGCAAACCAAGGAAGGCAUACUGAUCAAUCAGUCUAAGUAUGCCAAGGAACUGAUCAACAAGUUUGAAGUUCAACACAUGAAGACCGUGAAGAUUCCCAUGAACACCAACUGGAAACUCGAUCCAGAAAAAGUGGAAAAAUCUGUUUCACCAACAAAGUACAGAGAAAUCAUUGGAUCACUGAUUUACCUGACUGCAAGCAGACCAGACAUUGCCUUCGCAGUUGGAGUCUGCGCGAGAUAUCAGUCAGAUCCUAAGGAAGCUCACAUAGACGCAACAAAACGCAUGCUCAGAUACAUCAAAGGCACACCCAACAUAGGCCUUUGGUAUCCAGCCAAUGAUGACUUCAAGCUAAUAGGAUACACUGAUUUAGACUUCGCUCGAUGUGCUAUCGACAGAAAAUCCACUUUCGAAACUUGCCAGUUUCUUGGCAGUAAGCUGAUCUCAUGGUUCUGA
Salvia miltiorrhiza (redroot sage) is the source of this 543-nucleotide messenger RNA. RefSeq lists its product as uncharacterized. Bases 1 to 543 code for a protein of 180 amino acids. NCBI's taxonomy places the organism in Eukaryota, Viridiplantae, Streptophyta, Magnoliopsida, Lamiales, Lamiaceae. The transcript has a single exon. The record is from RefSeq and is a predicted model, not a curated record.